UCCUGCUUGCCUCCAUCACUCUGAUGCAAAUUCUGCUCAGCGCAUCUUGUUAAGUCCGACCUUUUCUGAAAAUAGACAACAGCCCCACUUCACUGGCCAGACCUGAUGAUCAAAUGCUUACCGUUCUGAUGCAGCUACCCUGAUCUGCGUAGGAUCAUGAACCUCUUGCAGGAUGUCCUUGCAGUUAGCCAACGAUAACCAGGGUGGAAUAGCCGGGUACUAUUAUUAGUGGACGCUUCCGAUGCAGACAAAACGCCUACCAUCCUGACUCUACUUGAUCCAAGCUGGUGCCGAUGCAGCGUGUCUGGUGGACCCAAACAUCUCAGAAGCUUGUAAUCCACCUCCUUCUCAGGAACCGGCCUACAGAAAACCUACCAUUCCGGUCACUGCCUUUCAGUUGUCAAAUUAGGUGGAUUUGGGUGCUGUUUCUAGGAAGACAGAAGAAAAUCGAAUCCUUGGAUUCCAGCCAUGCAACUUUAUGGUGUGAAGCUAGGUUUGCUUCUGUUUUUCGUUGGCAGCUUGAGGUCAGGAUGGGCCAUUCCCUUAGAAGGUCUUGAGAAAAUCACCAUGGAUUUCUUCCGUAACAACAGCAUGCUUCUGACCACCUUCACGGGCACCACUUUUAUUGUUAAUAUUCCAAAAUGUGUCUCUUCCUCCAAGUUUUCUCCAGCCACAGUCAGAAUAGCAAUCGCUCAACUUCCGGAUGCAUCCUCUUUACCAGGUAUAACAGAUACUGACCAGAUUGAAAACCUCCGCAGGACCCCUCAGGCCCUGGUAUAUUUUGCAGAUGAAUUCAAGGACAUCUCCUGCAGAGUGGCCAGAGACCUUCUGGUCCUCGACCUGGAUGAUAGCCAAUAUGAGCUGAUCACGGUGGUAGGCUACCAGGUGGGAGGAGAAUUUUGCCGUCAAACCAAAGGUCCCUUCUGCAACCAAGCUCUUAAGCCAUCUACUUUUUAUAGGGUGAACUUCUUUUUUUUGGAUGACAAGUCUGUGAUAAGAGCCCAUACGGAUUGGUCAACAGCCAUACAGACCAGGAAUGUGACCAACUACGAAUCAGCUGAUGUGAUGUUCGAAGGGCGGGCAGGAGGAAUGAUAGUAAUUACUAUUCUGGUCUCCGUUGGUGGGGCUGUCCUUCUCGUCGCAUUAAUCGUAGCAGUUGCUCUUUCCAGUAAGAAAUAGGAAGUCUGACCAUUCCUUUCUUCUGGAUUAAAAAUGAUUCCAGAUAUGGUUGAAAAGCAGAAUUUGCUAGGGAAAUCAAAGGGGAUUCUACAGGAGCAAGCCCUCAGUUGGAACAAACUGGUGAAGAACAAGCUGGUGAAGAAUGAAAGCAGCGUCAAGUAAAACAGAACUUCUACAAUUUCUCCCAUACGAUUCUUCAGAUUCUACGCGCAUUACUUCAAAUGCAUUAUAUUUUGGACGCAUAUUGAAUCACUUCUCUGCAAAGAUAACCCUGGAUUCAGCAAAAUAUUUUUAAAUAUCUAUUAUCAGUAUUGCCCUUGUUUCAAAUGUACGAGGGUGGCCAAGCUGGGUUGGCUGCCAUAUAAUGUAUGAAAGAAUCCUGCUUAUGGCUGGGCCCAACCAAAUGCAUAAUUCCAGUUGCCUGAAGAGUUCAAAGAAAAGCAAGACCACACUUAAUUAUGGGUGUCCACAGGGGAGGCACUUCAUUGCAAAAAUGACAUGAAUUACAUAAUUUUUAUGAAUGUUUUGUGCAAUGACUUCCUCAUGGCUUCUACCAGACAUUGCUAAAAGUAACACCUCUUCUUAUUAGACCAAUUCCUAAUGGGCAAUGUCUAUAAACUUUCCAGAGUCCCUUUUUCAAUAUUCCUAUUCAAAGACUACCUCUGUGAAGCCCAGAGGCUGAUUGAGUUGCCAGAAUUUCAACAAAGAUGCUGAGUAGAAGCCACAACGAUGUCUCAUGGAACAUGACAUGAUUCUGCAUGUGACAUUGUGUAAUUUGCAAACGAAAUCAUUUGAGUUCAUUUGUGCCAUGAUAUCAAAAUGUCCAUGAUGUCAUUUACCUCCCCAAUUUCAUAUCUUUGAUAUUUAGAAACGUUUGGUUGGGGGUAGAAGGAUCUCUAGAUGCUCCACAUUAAUGUCUGUCCUCAGGAACAAAUUUCCAGAUGUUCUCACGUAGAAGGCGAAAUGCUCAAACUUCAUGUUGUAUAAAAUUAUUAGGAAAGGAGGAUGAAUAUAAUCAUAAUGCCUCAAUUAAAGAACUGAA
Python bivittatus (Burmese python) is the source of this 2221-nucleotide messenger RNA. The record is from RefSeq and is a predicted model, not a curated record. NCBI's taxonomy places the organism in Eukaryota, Metazoa, Chordata, Lepidosauria, Squamata, Pythonidae.